UACUGAACAAUAUUAUAUCUGACUACAUAUACUUAAGACACACUCAGUUAAGCAGCCAACAGAAACUUGACGUUUUUUAUAAUUAAUUGAACAUGUCAGCCCCCGGUCGCUACCGGCCUGUCAUCCAGUCCAUUAUCCUAAUAGUGAAGUUGUCAAAAAUUACGGAAAUUUGAAGGUUUUAUUAUUAAUCGACAUACCUAAACAAACGGCGCAGGUUGAUCGGUGCGUAAUGCGUGGUGUGCACCAGCACCGGAAUUAAUGUCCGAUUGCUUUGUUUAGACAUUUUUAUAACGCUAUAAAACCCGUAGCUUCUUUUAGUUUCAGUGCAACCGACAGAUGCGAUGUGCAAAUCGAAGUUUGUUGCGAUUUUGUACUAAAUUACCAUCGUGGCAAUUAUCGCUUUUGCCAGAAACUUUCUGUCAAAAACACUUUUAAAUUUUCUUAAAUGCGAUCGGCCAAAUUAAGCAAACCCGCAUCAGCACUAAUGCUGCUUUCUCUCGGCGAUGAUUGACUCUGAUUUUCAUUUGUGUAAUAUAAUAAUCUUUGCGGUAAAUUGUCGCAUGAGAAUAGUUCGGCUCCUAGUGCGUGCAUAUUCAAUGUCACUUAGUGUUUUGGUGUAUGGAAUUGAUAAAUGUUUGACAUUUGAUCAGCCAUUUGGAUGACAAAACAUACAACGGAUAAGAUGACAACAGGAACUGCCGCACUGUAUUUGAAAGACGGAAGCGUGUGGCAUGGAAAGAUUGCAGGGGCAAAGAAAAGCGUCGCCGGAGAAGUUGUAUUUCAAACCGGAAUGGUGGGUUACCCGGAAGCCCUGACUGAUCCAUCGUAUCACGGCCAAAUCCUGGUGUUGACCUAUCCCAUGAUCGGAAACUACGGCGUUCCAGGCGAUGAUCUCAACGAGGAGCAUUUCUCCAAGUGGUUGGAAUCAGCCAGAGUGUGGGCUACUGGGUUGGUUAUCGGGGAACUGAGCAAGGAAUUCAGCCACUGGAAUGCUAAACGGUCGCUGCAUCAGUGGAUGGAAGAGAGCGGGGUUCCCAUCAUCGAGGGCAUCGACACACGCGCCUUGACGAUGAAGCUGCGUGAACACGGAACACUUCUCGGCAAAAUCAUUGUGGGCGACGAUCCCGUCGAUGCCAUUCCAUUCAUCGAUCCAGAUGACCGCAAUCUGGUGGACGAAGUCAGCAUUAAAACACCAUCACCACUGUACAAUCCUCGCGGGAAUCCAAAAAUUCUGGCUGUUGACUGCGGAUUGAAGUAUAAUCAACUGCGCUGUUUCCUCAAGCGCGACGCAUUCGUGCAAGUUGUCCCAUGGAACCACCCCAUCCACAAGGAAAUGGACAACUUCGAUGGACUAUUCCUGAGCAACGGCCCCGGUGACCCCGCACUGUGCACAACGCUCAUUGCGAACCUGGCCAUGUACAUGCAGAACCCCCAGUGUAAACCGGUGUUUGGCAUCUGUAUGGGACAUCAGAUUUUGGCGUUGGCCGCUGGUCUGAAAUCGUACCAUCUCAAGUACGGCAACCGCGGACAUAAUCAGCCAUGCGUCCACAAUGGCACCGAUAAGUGUUACAUAACCAGUCAAAAUCACGGUUUUGCCAUCGACACCAAGGAGAUUACACAUCCCUGGGAAAUACUUUUUACCAACGCCAACGAUGGCACCAAUGAGGGGAUUAUCCAUUCAGAGAAACCGAUUUUUUCGGUGCAGUUCCAUCCUGAGCACAUGGCUGGUCCCGCCGAUCUGGAAUGCUUGUUCGAUUUAUUCCUGCAGACAGUUAAGGAUACAAAAAACGGCCACCCGCACAGUUUCCGGGAGCAGAUCAUUAGGAAGUUGCAGACUCCGCCGGCGCCCUGUCCUGUGACGGCGUUCAAGCCUCGCAAGGUGCUGGUGCUGGGCUCUGGUGGGCUGAGUAUCGGACAAGCCGGAGAAUUCGACUACUGUGGAUCGCAAUGCAUCAAGGCACUGAAAGACGAGGGCAUCACAACGGUUCUCGUCAAUCCCAAUAUCGCCACGGUGCAGACCACAAAAGGCAUCGCUACGAAAGUGUACUACUUGCCGGUCACAGUGGACUAUGUCGAACAGGUGAUUAGAACGGAACGACCAGAUGGAAUACUACUGAAUUUCGGGGGCCAGACCGCUUUGAACUGCGGUGUCCAGCUGAAAGAGCAGGGCAUUCUGGAGAAGUACAGUGUCAAAGUGCUGGGCACCCCGGUGCAGGUCAUCGUCUGGACGGAAGACCGAAAACUCUUUGCCGACAAACUGGCAGAGAUCGGGUACCGUGUCGCACCCAGUAUGGUUGCCUAUUCGUUGCAGGAUGCCGUGGACGCAGCGCAGACCAUCGGCUAUCCGGUUUUGGUGCGCGCGGCGUAUUCCCUCGGUGGUUUGCAUUCGGGUUUUGCCAACAACGUCCAGGAACUGACGGAGAUCGCCACGCGAGCGCUCUCGGUGUCGCCGCAGUUACUUUUGGAUAAAUCGCUGCGUGGAUGGAAGGAAGUGGAAUAUGAAGUCGUACGGGAUAUCCAUGACAAUUGCAUUACGGUGUGCAAUAUGGAGAACAUCGAUCCAUUGGGCAUCCACACCGGGGAGUCGAUUGUGGUGGCGCCCAGUCAAACGCUGACCAAUGCCGAGUACCACCUAUUGCGAACUGCGGCCAUCGAGGUCGUUCGGCAUCUGGGUGUGGUGGGAGAGUGUAAUAUUCAGUAUGCGCUGAAUCCGCAAUCGCAGGAGUUUUAUGUGAUUGAAGUCAAUGCGCGACUGUCGCGUAGCUCCGCCCUGGCCAGUAAAGCCACUGGAUAUCCGUUGGCGUACAUUGCAGCCAAGCUGUCCAUUGGGCAGAGUUUGGUGGAGCUGCGCAAUCCGGUGACGGGAGUAACGACAGCCUGUUUCGAACCCAGUCUGGAUUACUGUGUGGUCAAAGUGCCGCGGUGGGAUUUGAGGAAGUUUCCCGGCGUCAGCACCAAGAUUGGAAGCGCCAUGAAGAGCAUCGGCGAAGUGAUGGCCAUCGGUCGUAAUUUCGAAGAAGCGUUCCAGAAGGCCUUGCGCAUGGUGGACGAACACUACGCCGGCUUUGAACCAUAUGUCGAGGAACUUUCUGACGAUGAGCUGAGUAACCCCAGCGACCGACGGAUCUUCACCGUGGCCACCGCCUUGGCGGAGGGCUACACCGUGGACCGUCUACACGAGCUGACGCGAAUUGACCGCUGGUUCUUGUACCGCAUGAAGAACAUCAUCGACUUCCGCCAAGAACUGCGUACGAAGGUGGCUCAGUCGCCCAGCCGCAGUCUACUUCUGUCAGCUAAAAAGCUGGGCUUCUCUGAUGCCCAGAUUGCUAAGCUGGUGCGUAGUACGGAGCAGAUCAUCCGCAACAUUCGGCUAGAAAUGGGUGUCCAUCCAUGGGUCAAGCAGAUUGAUACGGUGGCCGGCGAGUGGCCGGCUUACGCCAACUAUCUCUAUUUGACAUAUCAUUCGCAGCAGCAUGACGUGAUGUUUGACGCGAAAUCUUCUGCUGUAAUGGUGCUCGGAUCUGGUGUUUACAGGAUCGGAAGCAGUGUGGAAUUUGACUGCUGCGCAGUCGGUUGUCUGCAGGAACUACGCCGGCUUGACCGUUCGACGAUAAUGGUCAACUGCAACCCGGAAACGGUCAGCACCGACUACGACGUCUGUGACAAGCUGUACUUCGAAGAGAUUUCCCUGGAAGUCGUCAUGGAUAUUUAUCAGCUGGAGAAUCCGGAAGGAAUUAUUUUGUCCAUGGGCGGGCAACUGCCGAACAAUAUCGCUAUGGAUUUGUACCGGCAGAACGCUGUCAUACUGGGAACCAGUCCCGAGUCAAUCGAUAAUGCCGAAAACCGUUUCAAGUUUUCCCGACUGCUGGACAGUAUCGGAAUCGAGCAACCAAGAUGGAGCGAAUUGACCAGCAUCGAAAGCGCCAAAGAAUUCGCCAACGAAGUCGGCUACCCUUGCCUAAUCCGUCCCUCAUAUGUCCUUAGUGGCGCCGCCAUGCAAAUCGCCUACUCCGUUAGCGAUUUGGAAGAAUACCUGAACAAACCAGGCACCAUCAUCAGCCGUGAUCGACCCGUGGUCAUCUCCAAAUUCAUCGAGAAUGCCCAGGAAAUCGAUGUGGACGCCGUGGCGGCACAGGGCGAGGCCAUCUGUAUGGCCAUCUCGGAACAUGUGGAGAAUGCCGGCGUGCACAGCGGAGACGCCACACUGGUCACUCCGCCGCAGAGCCUGUCGUGGGAUAUUGUCGAACAGAUCCGGGAUAUUGUGGAAGCCAUUGGGGAUGAGCUGGAAAUCAGUGGACCUUACAACUUGCAACUAAUGCUCAAAGAUAACAAAUUAAUGGUCAUUGAAUGCAACGUUCGUGUCUCUCGUUCCUUCCCCUUCGUGUCGAAAACCCUGGACUACGACUUUAUUGCGGCGGCCACCCGCGUCGCUCUGGGCAUUUACGUGGACUCUGCAGACGUGACUUUCGGUCAGGAGAAUCGCAUCGGCGUCAAAGUGCCCAUGUUCUCCUUUUCCCGCCUGACCAAUGCCGACGUGACCCUGGGUGUGGAGAUGCGCAGUACCGGCGAAGUGGCCUGCUACGGGACCACCAAGUACGAAGCCUUCCUCAAAGCGCUGAUCGGCAGCGGCUUCCGCUAUCCCCGUCAGAACAUCUUCCUGGGCAUCAGCAAUCCGGAUCACCGGAAACUCCUGACCAACAGCGUCAAACUCUUACAGUCACUGGGGUACAAACUCUACGCCAACACCGGGACAACGGAAUACUACAAAACCACUCAUAGCAUCCAGUUAGAGGAAAUUGUGUGGCCGACGGAUGGAUCGGAGGCGGCGCUAGCCAAAACCUUUGAUUUAGCCAUCAGCAUCCCCACUCGCCGGGGAAUGACACCGCGACUCUCCAUUGACAGCACCCAUGGCUACCGUCUCAGUCGGUUGACCGCUGAUUUCGCCAUCCCGCUCAUCACCGACGCCAAUUGUGCGCUGAUCCUGGCGGAGGCCCUCACCGCUUUCCCCAAACCACCGCCGUUGCGUUUAAGCACCGAUUUCGUCACCACGCGCCGGCUGUACCGUUUCCCGGGACUCAUUGACGUCCACGUGCAUCUGCGAGAGCCGGGCGCUACGCAUAAAGAGGAUUUCGCCAGUGGGACCGCUGCGGCGUUGGCCGGCGGGAUCACGCUGGUGUGCUGUAUGCCCAACACCAAUCCCCCGGUGACGGACGCGGAAUCCUUGGGUUUGGCGAAGGCAGCAGCGGAACGCGGUGCCCGCUGCGAUUAUGCGCUGUUUGCCGGGGCUUCGGUGGACAAUGCGGCGACAGUCAGCCAGUUGGCGUCGCAGGUGAUGACCUUGAAGAUGUACCUUAACGACACAUUUACCACGCUGAAGCUGGACAAUAUGGCGCUAUGGGGACCGCAUCUGGCCGGGUGGCCGAAGUCCCGACCGAUUUGCGUUCACGCAGAGAGCAGUACACUGGCGGCGGUUUUGUUCUACGCGCAUCUGUACGAUCGUCCGGUGCACAUCUGCCAUGUGUCCAACAAACAGGAGAUUUUGUUGAUCCGCGAAGCCAAACAGAAAGGGAUGAAGGUCACGUGUGAAGUAGCCCCGCAUCACCUGUUCCUCAGUACGGAGCAGCUGGCGACGUUGGGGAAACGCGGCAGUGUCAAGCCACCGCUGGCCACGCCCCAGGAUCAGGCGGCGUUGUGGGAGAAUCUGGACGUGAUUGACUGCUUCGCCACGGAUCAUGCGCCGCAUCUGCUGAGUGAGAAGGACGGAGAGCACAGUCCGCCAGGAUUCCCGGGUUUGGAGACGAUGCUGCCGCUGCUGUUGACGGCGGUGGCGGACGGACGGCUGAGUCUGGAAGAUAUUGAGACGCGGUUGUGUACGAAUCCGCGGAAGAUUUUUGAUUUACCGGUACAGCCCGAUACGUUUGUGGAGGUGGAUUUGGAUGAGGAGUGGGUGAUCCCCGAGAAGCAGGAGUGGACUAAGGCCGGCUGGAGCCCGUUUGCCGGCAUGAACGUUCGUGGAAAGGUUCAACGAGUUGUCUUACGCGGUGAGGAAGUGUACAUCGACGGCGCCGUUCUUGCCCAGCCCGGCUACGGCAACGACGUGUGCAAGGACACCAUGGGCACACGCCCCAUUAAACCCGUCUCGAUCGUCAUCUCACCCGCCAUCAGCACGGAGGCGCCUCGUUUCCGCUCGCGCACCUCCACCCGCGAGCGCACCGAGUCGGCGCCCCAGGAUGAAACUGCCGCAGAUUACGCCGAUGACCAUUAUCCCGAUACCCUCCUAAAACCGAUUGUCCCGCGUAACCCCAAACGCGGUUCUUCCGCCCCGGGCCGCAAGAGCAUUUCCUUCGUCACCAGUGAGGAAGCGGCCACGGCGCCAGCUAAACCGGCCACAACGGUCAACCAGCGCCGCCCCACCACUUUUAUGCCGCACGAGGAACUCAUGGCGCGCCGGCAGUCGCGGUUGUCGGUGGAUUUCGGCAUUUCGGAUGUGGCGGGUGGCGCCUACGGAGGUGCAGUGCAUAUGCGACGCUCCUCCAUGAUCCCGCCGCCGAUGGCCGAGGCGCUGCCCUUCCACUAUCUGAUCUGCGUGGAAACCUUCACGCAGCAGCAUAUUGAGCAUUUGUUUCGCUUGGCCCGCUAUUUCAAGACUUGUGUGCAGAAGAACCGACCCACAGGACACGUGUUGAGCGGGAAAAUUCUGGCAAAUUUGUUCUAUACGGAGGACUUCGGAAGCCAAAAUGCGUAUGCAAGCGCCAUGCACAGACUGGGCGGAUCGGUCAUCUACAUGAAUCCCGCCACGUCGUCAGUGAAGAAAGGUGAAAGUCUGCACGAUACGGUGAUGAUUAUGUCAAGUUAUGCCGAUGUAGUGGUGUUGCGACAGUCGUACGAGAAUCCGUUGGAGGUUGCUGGCUGGUGUCAGCAAAAACCGUUCAUUAAUGCGGGCGACGCGUCUGGCGAAGAUUUUGUGCAAGCGCUGGUUGAUGGUUUCACCAUCUGGGACGAGAUCGGUACCAUCCGGGGCUGUGUCGUCACCCUGUCCGGCAACCUAAAGAGCGGCCCGGCGCACUCGCUGGCUAAACUGCUGGCAAAAUGCCAGGUCGGUGAGCUGCGCUACGUGGCACAGGAACAGUGCGACAUGCCGGAGGAGGUCAGCCAGUAUAUCGACGAACUGCACACCACACCGCAGCGUCUAUUCACCAGUCUGGAGGAGGCCCUGCCGGAGACCAACAUUCUGUACAUGGCGCCGCUGUACAACACCGGAACGGACGCUGCUGAACACCGUCGUCUGUCGCUGACGCCGGAGCGCAUGACGCUGGUCAAACCGGAAUCGCUGACUGGGCCGAAAUUCCGCAUUCUGCAUCCGCUGCCCCGUCAGCAUGAUAUUGCGCCGCAGAUUGAUAAGGAUUCACGAGCGGCCUACUUCCGGCAGGCGGAGAACGGGGUGUACGUGCGGAUGGCCAUUCUGGCUGUGCUGUUAAAGGGGCUGAUUGAGCGGCGCCCCUCGGAAACUACGGAGCGGACACUGGCUAGUUUCCGCCGUCGAAUGAGUUCGCAUUCGUCCAGGAAAUCGGAAUGAGUGGGAUAGUACCGGUGGACGCUUGUCUACCAGCAUGGCGCAGUCAGUUUUCAUCGAAAAUUUCGUUGCGAAAUAUUCCAUUAAAUUUUAUUCGUGAAUUUUAUUCACCGGUGUUUUAAUUUUAAUGUCUUUUAUCCGCUCGCAAGUCCUGUCUAUUUUGCAUUAUUAUCUUUCGGUGCAUUUAUUUAGCAAUAAUGUCAGUUACAAGCACUUCGCGAUGUACUGUAAAUGUUAGCUUGAGCGUACCGUAGAAUGUGCAUUAUUUGCUUAAUGAUUAAUAUUGACUAUGAUUAAUUUAGUGAAAAUUCACUUCUAAAUAUGCUCUUAAUUGCACAACUACUGUACAAGUUCUGUACUGGUAAUCAAUGUUCCAUUGCUUGUGAAAUUUGUUGUAACAAAAUCAUACUUAAUUCUUUUCCAAUGAAGCGCCCUUAUCAUGU
This is a messenger RNA of Paramacrobiotus metropolitanus, 8016 nucleotides long. Its product is annotated as CAD protein-like. Lineage: Eukaryota; Metazoa; Tardigrada; Eutardigrada; Parachela; Macrobiotidae. The record is from RefSeq and is a predicted model, not a curated record. Gene Ontology annotation, biological process: L-arginine biosynthetic process; L-glutamine metabolic process; 'de novo' pyrimidine nucleobase biosynthetic process. Gene Ontology annotation, cellular component: cytoplasm; carbamoyl-phosphate synthase complex. Gene Ontology annotation, molecular function: metal ion binding; hydrolase activity, acting on carbon-nitrogen (but not peptide) bonds, in cyclic amides; amino acid binding. The transcript is spliced from 17 exons. The coding region runs from base 659 to 7576 and encodes 2305 amino acids.